Molecule: messenger RNA, 1325 nt
Organism: Pezoporus occidentalis (night parrot)
Lineage: Eukaryota; Metazoa; Chordata; Aves; Psittaciformes; Psittacidae
Gene: FAM3D
Product: FAM3 metabolism regulating signaling molecule D
Source: RefSeq, a predicted model, not a curated record
CAGGGGCCACAUCUCCUGAGCUCAAGCCCUGGGAGUUAACCCAGAGCAGGGCUGGCCAGGCAGCAAAGCUCUUCUCUUCUUCCUCAUGAUGCAAUACCCUGAAAUCAGCUUUCAUCCCAGCCCUGCUGCAACCCAGUGCUCCUUAUUUACCCUUCAAACAGGAAAAGCAACUCUCAGCAUAACUCUUCUACAAAAUCUCUAUGAGAAGCCUCACUGAAGGGCUCCUUUUAUCAACAUGAGGCUCUUUAACCCUGAGCACACAUCUCACAUGUGACAGUUUAUCUUAGGACUCCAGUGGAGUUUCCAGGAUGAACAUUCAUCAGGCUGCACUCCCAAAUUUCAAAGGGUAACUUGUGACUUUUGGCCACCCCCUUGGCUGUGCUUUCUCUCCCCAUCACUAUGAGGACGGCAGGCCUGAUCCGAUACUUGGCUGUGUUCUUCACGCUGCUGGGCACAUGGUUCAUCCUGCAGAUGUACUUCGAUCAGAGCUGGAAAGCCAUCAGCCUGAGGAGCUGGACUGGUGAGCUCCACUCCUCCCUCACAGGCCAGCAGCUGCCCCAGCACAGGUGUGGGAGCCAUAAGAGCUGCCCCCAGAACCAUUUUGCCUUCAAGAUCAUCAGCGGCACCGCAAACGUGGUGGGACCCUCCAUCUGCUUCGAUGACGUGGUCCUCAUGAGCAGUGUGAAAAACAACAUUGGCAGAGGCUUGAACAUCGCUUUGGUGAAUGGAACUAAUGGGCAGCUCCUGACAGCUGACACGUUCGACAUGUACUCUGGAGAUGUACAUUAACUGGACACUUUCCUCCAAGAGAUCAAGCACGACACCAUCAUGCUGACAGACAGCUACGAUGACCCUGCCACAAAGAUGAAUGACAAGGUGCGGGAUUUCAUUAAGCUGGGCAGCAGCCACGUGAGCAAGCUGGGCUUCAGGGGCAACUGGGUCUUCUUGGGAGCAAAAGGGUUGAAGAACAAGAGCCCCUUUGAAGAGUACAUCAAAAACAAUAAGACAACAAAUAAAUACGACAGCUGGCCUGAGCUGCUGGAGAUGGAAGGCUGUGCGCCCAGGAAAAUGGAUUAGCAUCAAGCCCCAGCCUGCCAUGGAGGGCAGUUUCCACCAGUCUCACAGAGACACCAGCCCCAUAGUGAGGUCCCCAACCACCCCACACCAACCCCAGCUCCCCAGCUGCUUGGUCACACAGCCUGGCAGCAGCUCCCAGAAACUGACCCCAUGUGUAGGGCUCAAAAGAGCUGUACAAGUGCCUUCAGAGCCUGAGGCUUCAGCCAAGCUGUCCUCAUCUAUGGGUCGAUUCAGGGUAUUUUAUUCUU